AUGAACGCUACGCCGUGUUUGUUCAACGAGUGCGCACACCCCGCCGUGCCCGGCACGCGCAAGUGCAGCUUCCAUAAGAACCGCAUCAAGUGCCACGUCGCCAACUGCCAGAACCAAGUGUACGCGCGGCACCUCUGCGUGCGUCACGGCGGCAAGAAGCAGUGCCAGUACGAGGGCUGCGUCAUGAACGCGCGCGUCGGCAACUUUUGCUCCCGCCACGGCGCCAGUAACACGAAGAAGCAGUGCAUCGAGGAAGGCUGUACCAAGAUGGCGCACGCCAAGCAAAAGUGCGUCCGCCACGGCGGCGGUCGCAAGUGCCGCGUCGAAAGCUGCAAGGCGCACGCGCGCACGGGCGGCUACUGCUGCCGCCACACCAAGCAGGUUGAGUCGAGCACGAAGAAGGAGCGGUCGCCGAUCCCGCUGCCCGUGCUCUAUGGCGUCCUUCCGCCGCUUGGCCAGUCGCUCGCGGCCGCGUCCAGCUCGAUGGUCCAGCACGAUUACGACCGCCCGUACUUGCCGCCCUCGGCGUGGCACGAGGCGUCGCACCUCCCGCCGUCGGCGCCGCUGCCGUCGCUGAACUCGUUCUUGCCGCCCCUCCGGUGCUUGGCCGCCCUCGCCGAAGCCAGCGCGCCCGCGCCCCGUCUCGAAGUCAAGCCGAAGAGUGCCACGAGCAGCAACACAAAUGCGACCCGCAGCGAGUAUGCGGCGCGCAGCGACUUGGCCGCCAAGGCAGAGUACGCGCAAGGCUUUACUGCGUACGAGCAGCCGCCGCGGCCUCUCUCGCCAGCGUAA
Messenger RNA from Saprolegnia parasitica CBS 223.65, 792 nucleotides. RefSeq lists its product as hypothetical. NCBI's taxonomy places the organism in Eukaryota, Oomycota, Saprolegniomycetes, Saprolegniales, Saprolegniaceae. The coding region runs from base 1 to 792 and encodes 263 amino acids. The transcript has a single exon. The record is from RefSeq and is a predicted model, not a curated record.